Molecule: messenger RNA, 8319 nt
Organism: Monodelphis domestica (gray short-tailed opossum)
Lineage: Eukaryota; Metazoa; Chordata; Mammalia; Didelphimorphia; Didelphidae
Gene: GABRB2
Product: gamma-aminobutyric acid type A receptor subunit beta2
Biological process (GO): monoatomic ion transmembrane transport
Cellular component (GO): membrane
Molecular function (GO): extracellular ligand-gated monoatomic ion channel activity; GABA-A receptor activity
Source: RefSeq, a predicted model, not a curated record
UUUCCAGCCUCAUGUUGCCUCUUCUAGGUCCAUUUUCAUUAUCUUCUGCUACAAAUUAUCCCAAUGAGACACAAUGAUACUAGCACAAGAGUGUGAUGCUUGCUUGGUUUCUCUACAGAUAUAAAAUUCUCAGAAUUAGAAAGGAACCAUAGUGGUCACUUAUUCUGACCAUAUAUGAAUCCCAACAAUUAUAUCCUUGACAUAUAAUUAUUCAGAGUCUACUUGAACAAUUCCAGAAAUAAAAAUUGAAGAAAGACCUUUAUUAAGCAGUUUAUUUCAAUAUUAAGACAACUGUAGUUAUCAUUAUUGAGCUAUAUUAUGCAAUAUUAUAGGCAUAUUGAGCCAAAAGCUGUUUUCUCAUGGCUUCCACACACUAGGGUUGUUGUUUUUUUUUUUUCUGAUCAGAGUAUCCAUAUCAGUGUUAUAGUUUUGUUUAUUUGUUUUUUUUAAAAACCCUUGUCUUCUGUCUUAGAAUCAAUAUUAUGUAUUCCAAGACAGAAGAGAAGUAAUGGCUAGAUAAUGGGGUCUAAAUGACUUGCCCAGGGUCAUACAGCUAAAAAGUGUCUAAGGCCAGAUUUGAAACUAGGACCUCUCAUCUCUAGGCCUGGUUCUCAAUCCACUGAGCCACCUAGCUGCCUCAUGUUAUGUUUAUUAACUACUCUAUAAUUUCCAAACAUAUCAUAUCUUUCAGAAAUUUAUAAGGAAAUACUUGUGACACCUAUGGCAAGCAAACAUAAUGGAAGCAAAACCUCUCAAGACUAAUGGAAGAAAUGUAUGUUGUUAUAAAAAGCAUUCAAUUUCCCAGAAGCCCAGAGAGAAGGUUCAUUGUUACCAGAUCCUGAUAAAAACUGGCUACCUGAAAAGUCUAAUCAGGAAAUUUGCUCUAUCUCCAGCAGCCACUGCUGCUCCUUUGAUGUUUUGGUACGCCGUGCGCAUGCGCCUCACAUUAGAAUUACUGCACUGGCCAGAAUAAGUUGGAUCUCUUCUCUUCAGUGAAACCCUAAAUCAUAUCAAAAGCUAAAGGGAUGUGGAGAGUCCGGAAAAAGGGUUACUUUGGAAUUUGGACAUUCCUUUUAAUCAUAGCUGUGGUCUGUGCACAGAGUGCCAAUGACCCUAGCAAUAUGUCACUGGUUAAAGAGACGGUGGAUAGACUGCUGAAGGGCUAUGACAUUCGUCUGAGGCCAGAUUUCGGAGGUCCUCCCGUGGCUGUGGGCAUGAAUAUAGACAUAGCCAGUAUAGAUAUGGUAUCAGAAGUCAAUAUGGACUAUACCCUGACAAUGUACUUUCAGCAAGCUUGGCGAGAUAAGAGGCUGUCAUAUAAUGUAAUACCUUUAAAUCUCACCUUGGACAAUAGAGUAGCGGAUCAGCUCUGGGUGCCUGACACAUACUUCCUGAACGACAAGAAGUCAUUUGUGCAUGGGGUGACUGUCAAGAAUAGGAUGAUCCGUCUGCAUCCUGAUGGGACUGUCCUUUAUGGCCUCAGAAUUACAACUACAGCUGCUUGCAUGAUGGAUCUGCGCAGAUACCCUCUGGAUGAACAAAACUGCACCCUAGAGAUUGAGAGCUAUGGCUAUACAACUGAUGACAUUGAAUUUUAUUGGCGUGGAGAUGAUAAUGCAGUGACAGGAGUGACAAAGAUAGAAUUGCCACAGUUCUCUAUCGUUGAUUACAAACUGAUUACCAAGAAGGUUGUUUUCUCAACAGGUUCUUACCCCAGGCUGUCUCUCAGCUUCAAGCUCAAAAGGAACAUUGGAUACUUCAUCUUGCAGACCUACAUGCCCUCUAUUCUGAUUACUAUUCUCUCAUGGGUUUCCUUCUGGAUUAACUAUGAUGCCUCAGCAGCACGAGUAGCUUUAGGAAUUACCACUGUACUUACAAUGACAACCAUCAAUACUCAUCUUCGAGAAACACUCCCCAAAAUUCCUUAUGUGAAAGCCAUUGAUAUGUACCUUAUGGGGUGCUUUGUCUUUGUGUUCAUGGCACUGCUGGAGUAUGCACUGGUCAACUACAUCUUCUUUGGUAGGGGACCUCAGCGCCAAAAGAAAGCAGCUGAAAAAGCUGCCAAUGCCAACAAUGAGAAGUUACGCAUGGAUGUCAACAAGAUUUUUUAUAAAGAUAUUAAACAAAAUGGGACCCAAUAUCGAUCUCUCUGGGACCCUACUGGAAACCUCUCCCCAACUAGACGGACUACCAAUUACGAUUACUCUCUGUAUACGAUGGACCCCCAUGAAAACAUCUUAUUGAGUACUCUCGAAAUAAAAAAUGAAAUGGCCACUUCUGAGGCUGUAAUGGGACUGGGGGACCCACGAAGCACCAUGCUGGCCUAUGAUGCCUCAAGUAUCCAGUACCGGAAAGCUGGUUUGCCCAGACAUAGCUUUGGCCGCAAUGCUCUGGAGCGACAUGUGGCACAGAAGAAGAGUCGACUACGAAGACGUGCCUCCCAGCUGAAAAUCACCAUUCCUGACUUGACUGAUGUAAAUGCCAUAGAUCGAUGGUCACGUAUAUUCUUUCCUGUUGUUUUUUCCUUCUUCAAUAUUGUCUAUUGGCUUUAUUAUGUGAACUAAAAAGUAGAGUCUCAUGGGAACAAAAGACUGGAUUUCUCUUCUAACUGGUUGUACAGCCAAAAGUGGGACUUGGAAAAAAAUCUUUUCAGGAAAAAAUGAUUUUAAAACACCUUAGUUGCUGGCCUAUUCUGUGAUUCAUUUCAUACUAUUUGGAUUGCUUCUGCUAAACACUUCUUUAUGCUACAAUCUUUGUAUUUUAUCCCAGUUAAAAUAGAAGUGUAUUUGGUGUGUGAUGGCCAAAUUCAGUUCUGACAUGCCAUUUCCAUUUUAUCUGCUUAGGACUCACUCAACCUAUACAAGUGGGAAAGUACUGGGGAAAUAUUCUUAAUGAGGUGUAGUAACAAUGUGAGUCAUUUCCUUGUGUAAUGGGCAUGUCUAGCUUCACCACAGUUUGAUUUCUAAAGGAAGGAAAUAUGUCAAAUCUAUGUUAUACUUAGAGAUCGUUCAUGGUUCACAGACAACACUUUCAACUUGAGUUGAAAGUAGUACUGAAGAUCAUAAAGGGAUGUUAGAGUGAAGAUGAUGAUGAUGAUGAUGAUGAUGAUGAUGAUGAUGAUGAUAAUGGUUCAGUAUUUCCUACCACCUUAAAGAGGUUUUGGUUAGUUCACUGAUAGAAGGCAGCUUUUGACAUGAGUGCCACCUUCACAAAUAAGGAAGUCAGUCUGGAAAGUCAGGGAAAUCAAGGUAGCAAUUUCUCUAAUUCUACUAAAUGAUGGCAAACUACUACAGCUAGAACACGCUAUGCUAAGAAGGAGAGAUGACUGACUGUGGUGGUGGUGGGUGGUGAAUAGUGGUGAUGGUGGUGAUGGGUGGUGAUGGAUGGUGGUUUUAAGGGAAAUCUUUAUGGGGGGAGGAGCUGACUAGGUUGGACAUUUUGCAGGAAAACUAUUUCACAGGCGACUACAGAAGAUGUUUAUACCUUGCCUUGUAUAUGAAAGGAAAGGGGUUAGUCUUUAAAAACGACAAAAAAAAAAACAGAGAAAGCUUUUUAAAGAUACAAAAGAUUUUUUAAAACAAUAUCUAAGCAGCCAAGCAUGUCAUUUAUCAACUCUAUAGAGCAUCAGGGUUCAGAAAGAAGUGUAGUGGCCAGUGGUGAACUGAGCAGGAUUUAUAUCUAAAUUCAUAAGCUUUGGGGCAUUGUAUCUAAUGUUACUUUGACCUGCAAUCUAAUCAGAGGACAGAAAGAAAAAGCAAGAUUAUCAGAAUCAGUAGCACCUGAGAUGUUUGACAAAGAAUUUAACUUGAGCCUUGCUUCUUGUAUCAUGGAAUGCACUUGAUAAGCUUACAAACAGGGUGGAUCUCCCCCCCAAAUCCCCCCCUCAGCUGAUGCUAACUACUCCUGUAGAAUUUCACACCUUAAUUUCCUAAAAGGAAUGGGGUACUCCAAUCCAUUGCUUUAGAAAAGUGAAACGUCCUCUCUUAUCUUUGUUGCCUCUGAAAGUUUGAUUGUUGCUCCUUUUGAAAAAAUUAAAGCUUUAUCUUAAUAAAUAGGUUUCAGGGAGAUUCAGUAAAUUGCUUUCCCUUUACAUGUAAUGAAGUUCACUUUCAUAUUUUUCAUAGAAUUGGUAAGAGAAACAAAUCUAGUUUUUGAUCAUUUGUUUUUAAGAAAUGAUGUUCUCUUUUUUGCUUAUGAAAAUCUGUCCAUUAGAAGGAAAAUAGAAAGUGGAAACAAGAUAAUAACAGAAUUUCAUUGGUAUGAUCAGCUGUAAGGGCUCUGUAGAAAGCAACCAUAUUUUAUUAUACUGAUUAUACCUCUAAAUGAAGCCAUUGCAUUUGAAACAUGACUUGGAAAUGGAGGAGCUGAUAUUUGUGCUUUUGUGCAGAAAAUAGGUUAGUUUUAAAGAGCAUUGUUGAGCAAAUGAUUUCAAAAGUUAUUGUCCUCUUUUUUUUUCCUAUGGGGGUGCUACAUUUUUAUAAAGCAGCAUUUGUAUUUAAGAAUACUGACGGUAUUUGACAUGAAAGGAUCUAUGUAUUGGACAGAGUUCAUCAGUAGAUUGCAUGAACUAGAUCUUAUCUGUCCUUUUAUUCAAGGCUGAUUUCUAACAUUACCUGGGAAUGGUGCUUUAUCACAUAGAUAUCUCAUUUUGAAUAUGAGAUAGAAGAUUGUCUCUGUUAGCAGAUGGCGCUAUCAUAGCUGCCUUCUGAGUAUAUGGAUAGAAACGGGCCAGAGUCUGAGACAUUUCUUUGGCAAUCCAUUCUUGUAUUUAUUGAGUCUCACUCUGGCCACAAGUCUGUAGAAGAAAUGGUUAGGUUCCUAACAGAGAGCAUCCUCAAGAUAACCCCAAGGCUUCUUUUCUCCUCAAGUGAUUUCUUCUUAGUCAUCACCUAAAUAGCCUUUCCUGCUUCUGCUACCAGGAGGUAAUAUUUUAAAUAUGUAAUGGAGAGAGUAUUUCAAUACCUCAAAUACACAAAUGAAAGAAACAAAGGAACUAAACUCUGCCAGGUUGGUUCUAGGGAAAAGCCUGAGUCUGAGUCUAUAAGUAAGGCUGCUACCUGCCAUUACCAUAAAAGCCAUAAUAAUCCUCAAUAUUGCCAUGUUAAGGGUGCAUUAAAAUGCCUAGUGUGAAAUGACCUGAGCAAACAGACCUAGAACAAAGCAAACAUAAAGCAAGCUUCUCUAUGACAACUGACCCGUUGUAUACACAAAGUUAUUUCUGCAGGAAAUGAAGUAGGAGAUCCCAUUUAUGCUCAGAGUUGUUUUGGGAUGAAGACAUUAGGGAAAGGAGCAACAAAGAGACCUAUUAAUGGAAAAUAUAGUGUUGCCUGAGAGAGUGAAUCUUAUGCUGGCUUCUACUCUCUUGUAUCACAUGAGAACGAUUUACUCACCCUGUUGUCAGUUGGUUGAUGGGGAUUUUAGUAUGUGAUCUCACUAGAAGGAGAUUAACCAAGUGUGAUUCGAUGCUUCCCUUGAAACAGGAAUCAGAAUGAGCCUAGAUAGUUUGCUUUCCUAUGGCUAAGGUUGAGGACUUGUAAAAAAUAAUCUGAGCAAAGGUAAUGCUGAUAUUAUAUGACUUUUAGUAAACAUAUUUCCUUUUGAGUAUAAAACAGUCAGACAACCAGCAAUUAAGGUGUUUUUCAUCUUUAUGAAAUUCAUGGGCAAAUUCAGACUCAAAAAUGGCAAAGUUUUAACAAAAUCUUUAAUCUCAAUCUGUAAAUAUCUCUUGUACAUGACUGCUAGCAAAUAUGAAAUGCAUUUUCAGAAUUGAAAACAAGUGCAACAUAUUUCUGUGUUUGCAUAAGGAAUGUUACUUUUCUUUCUUCUUCACUCUAAUAACUGGGAGAAAAAAAACUCCAAUGUCAUAUAGGUGUUCUCUAUUUCUUCUCAUUCUUCUAAAAAUCAACCUAAAAUGAAAAAUAGGUGAAAUAUCUCACUGAAAGAUUUACAUUCUAGCUUAAGACCUUAAGGAUCAUACACACAUGCACACGCACACACAUAUACACACAGAUACACAAACAUAUGCACAUACACCAAACCAUCAGCUAAAAAAGCACAAUGCCUAGUGAAAGUGAAGAUAGAUUUGUAACCAGGAAAUGAACAAACUAAUUUUAGACCAGAUCCACAUUUUGAUGACAAAUCCAAGAGUAUUCAUUUUGAGUAAGUAAUUGAGUUUCCAGUCCUUAUAUUAACACAGAAUUCAACAGAAAAGGAAACCAAACUUACAACAUAUCCAUGUGUAUAUAUGUGUAUAUAUAGGUCAUUAUAAACAUACAUACAUAUAUAUGCAUUUGUAUGUUGGACAGUAAAAGGAAUAAGCUAAUAUGUUUUGUUUUUAUCACUUAAAACAAGCAUAAGACUAUUUUUUACUUUGAGGAAAAUUCAAUAUAUUAAAAUUAUUAACUCUACAGGGUAACUGGGCAUUUGUAUAUCAACCAAUCAAUGCAUUUAAUUCUUACAAAAUAUUGCACAAUUUGACACUACAAUAGUACUGUACCUCAACAUCUGAAAUUAAAUUAUAUUAAAUUCUGCUGCUUGCCUUUCUCUCUUUCUCUCUUUCUCUCAUUCUUUCUCUCACUCUCUCUCUCUCUCUCUCACUCUUUCUCAAAAAAAAUUGUCCACUAACAAUUAAAAAAAUUAAACAAACAUGUCUUGGAGAAACCAAGAAAAAGUUAUGGUACCAAAUCUUUCUAGAAAAACAAAUUGACGGGUUGGCCAGGGUAAAAUACUCUUAACAGUAGUGAACAUAACCAUUUUGCUAUAUGUAUAUAGAACAUGUAAUGUGUGCAAUUAAAAAUCCAGCUGAACAUCUGUAAAUAUCAUCAGAUUUCUUAAAACAUUUUUAACUUCUAAUUUGUACUUUCUGGUAAGGCAAAAUGUUGAUUCUCUCCUAUGGUUUAAGUGAACUGUGUCCUAAAAUCUUGUAAAUAAUUAAGCUGUAAAUAUAGAUUCAGUAAUUGUUUAGUGAUUUUUUUCAUUUUAUUAAGUACUAAAACAGAGUAAUUUAAACACCCUUUUUCAUAGACAGUUCGGGAUUAUAGAUAACAGAGUUUCAACUUUUUUUUUUAAGUCACUGGAAAUUGCUAGUGUUAGAAGUGAUGCAACAACAAAAUGAGUAUAGCUGUGACAAGAAGGAGGAAGCAGUACAAAUAGUUUGUUAGCAAAAGGUCUUUUUUUCCAGAAAAGAGGUCAAAGAAGAGAGAAGGUUGAUCUGAGCACCAAGUUUUGAAAGAAAAUGAAAGGCAUAUUGAUCUCAGUAGAGAAGAGUACCUGUUUGAGAAAUCUAUGAGAAAAGUAAGACCUGGUUGAUUUUUAUCCUUAAGACUGUCCUUCUAUAGAUCCUCAAAACCAAAGACUCCAGAAUUGUGGGAAAUAAAGGGAAAGCUAACUAGUCACUGCUUAACACCAAAGGCAAAGCUUUUUUAAAUGCACUAGGAAUUUCAUUUUAAAAUGAUUAGGAACUAAUGGCAUGGUAAUUCAGAAACUGUCCUUUUCGACUUUGUUGAAAAACAAAAACAUUAAAAAAAGAAGAAAAGAAUAGCAGCAUUCUGAAAUAUCUAUCAGUUAUUUGGAGAUUUAAAUAGAACAUUUCUCCAGAUGUAUGCAACAUAAUAGACAUCUUUUUUUUUUUUUCUGAAGUGCUUUAGGGAAUGAGGGAAAAAAUAGGAAUUGAUGGCAAACACUGUCUUGUUUUCAUUUUUUAGUCACUCUCUUUCCCAUAUGUUUACCUUCUCUGAUUUGCUCCACGUCUCUGUGUCAUCAAUGUUUGGGGGUUCAAUUGACCUACCCCAUAUGUCUGUAACUCUCCCAAGUACCAAAUGCAUCUGUUUUUCCAUAGUUCUGUAUUUUAAAUUCACAUGUAGACACCUUUGAUAUAAUGAAUUUUAACAAAAUUGUUUAUGAUUUAAAUUCCUUAAUUUUUUUCUUUGCAUGGGUGUUUAAAUGGUUCUGUUUUUGAUGUCUCUGCACAGCUCUAUGUAUUUUUUUACUUAGUUCUGCUUCACAAUGUAGUCAUGAUCAGCCUUACUAACUACCUUGUAGCCUUUCUUAUAUGCACAUAAUGCACAUUUCCAACAUCUAGAAAAUGCAAAAUACUAACAGAUAUCAUUGCAUCAGAUUUUCAUGUUUUUCUCAAAAGAAUUCCUAAGCUCUGGGAUAAGUGAGGUUGUAAAAAAAAUGAUGGUUGUAAAUGAGUAGAACAUAAAAGAUAUUUUCUUGAAUUUAAACUUAUUGCAGCCAGUCUUAGCAUGUAAAUAUAUAAUAAUGUUGGCUAGUGUGUAAUUCUUGAACAAAAAUAUAAAUAAAGAAACCUUAAAAGAA